Acaulospora morrowiae is the source of this 1629-nucleotide messenger RNA. NCBI's taxonomy places the organism in Eukaryota, Fungi, Glomeromycota, Glomeromycetes, Diversisporales, Acaulosporaceae. The record is from the annotation of a GenBank genome assembly.
AUGAUCACACAUCCGGGCCAAAGUCUUCCAGUCGCCGAACCAAUUGCCGGACCAAUCGAUGUUAAUUUCUUGAUUGACAUCAUCUUUCCACCCGAGGAUAGGAAUUCUUAUGAAGUCGAAACGUCGGAUUACGAUGGUGAAAGCGUCAGGGUCAGGUUCAAAUUCUUCAAUAAGACUCAUAGCGAUUUGAUUGAAUAUUUGAAACGAGCGUCACCAAACCUUUCCCACAUUUCUGGUAAUGGUCUUCGUGACUGGGUACCAGCUGACAAAAUAACCAACCAAUUGGUUUAUGGAGAUUCUUAUAGUCAACUUUCCUCAUUUACCACCGAUUAUUCCGACGAUGACAAUGAAUACCCGGAAAUCGACGAGGAAGGUUUGAUUAACGAGUUGAAAAACUUGGCGGAACAAGUGAAAUCAGAACGCAAAGAAAUUGAUGAUGCUAAAUUGAACUAUUUAUUCUAUUUUGCAUUUGAGAAAAAAGAUACAAGCGUAAAUCUUUAUGACAUUAAGGACGAAUUCUUUAGCCAGUUGAAUAUUGUACAAUUUUUUCCCAAAUCGGAUGAUUCGAAUGAUAUCAGCGACUUGAAAGAGGCUAAAAAUGCCCUAUGUUUUACUAUUUUAUCGUAUUUACAAAAAUUUCUCGAUGAAAAACUUAAGAAAAAAUUGAUAACGGAUCCAAGAUUUCGUCUUGCCAUUACGUUGUGGAACCUUAUUAACACCAUGCGCACAAUUCAUAAAUCCUAUCAAGUCUUAAAAGAAAGUGACGAAAAGUUUAGAGAAAUUCUUAAAGAAAAGAAAUACAUAUUUUUAAAAUAUCUGAAUAAUAUGGAACUCUGGCUUGUGAAUAUGUUGAAAGUUCUUGAAGAGGAUCUUGACGAAGCGCAAUACAAUAAAUUUCAAACGCGACUCGUAAAUUUCUUAAUCGCCGCGGAAGGAUUGGUAGAGACUAUUAAAAUCACAACAUUAGAAUACAACAGUGCAAUCGAGGCUUUACAGGUUCAGGAAAAAAAAUCAACCACCGCCUGGUGGCUUUCUGCCAUUAUUAUGGGAAGUACAGAGUAUGACCACGAAGAUGAUGUUGAUAUGGUUGCAUUACAAGUUCCAACAUCAUCUCGCGCACAAGAUCGAAGGACGUGCGGAAUUGUGGAAACAUUAAGGACAAAGGACAAUCUCGGUGAUGCAAAGGUUUACAAGUGCGCUCGAUGUAAUUUUGAGAUUGACAGGGAUCACAACACAACCCGCAACAUCCUUCUGAAACAUCUGAGCCAAGAAGCGAUUCUAGGGACUGGAUACUUUUUAUAUAAAUUAUAUAACAGACAAGAAAUUACCAAAAGCGAGAAAUUAUUUGCUACUGGUUUGGGGGCAGUGGGAACAUCAGUUUUGGUAGUGGGACAUGUCGCUAUUAAGGAUUUACAAAAGGCGAUUCAACGACAAACCAGUAUGAUAAAAAAGCUAAGAGAUGUGCAUGAUAAAACAGUUCAUUGGACAAGAUGUGGAAAAGAUUUACAACAAUGGGAUCAAGUGAUGAUGAAUCAACAUCGAAAUAUCUUGUCUCCUCAAUUGAACCAGAUUAAAAUUCAGAGCAAAGCGUUUGAAAAAAUUUUUGAUGAUCCAGCGGAAAACGAGUGA